AUGGGCUCGCUCUUUAUGAUCUCGCUCGCAUACCUCGUGACGCUUCCCGCUGCGACGACCUAUGCGUUUUGCUCGGUCAUUACGCUUGUCUGCACGAUCACGGUCAUGGGCCUCAUGCUUGGCCCCAAGUUUGCGCGUCUGAACCGCGCCGACUACAAGUCGUCCAACACGACGGGUGGCAACACAAAGCGCACCAUCUCGGUGACGUCCAACAGACCGUCGAGCCAAGUGAGUCAAAUGCCGAUGCAGUCGGUCAAGAGUCCGCGCGACACGACGACCCAAUAGAAAAAAGUUACUGUUGAGGACGACACGUGUGUAUAUAUAUAUAAAUCGGUUUAUGCAUUGUUCAUUUAAUG
Messenger RNA from Saprolegnia parasitica CBS 223.65, 356 nucleotides. RefSeq lists its product as hypothetical. The record is from RefSeq and is a predicted model, not a curated record. NCBI's taxonomy places the organism in Eukaryota, Oomycota, Saprolegniomycetes, Saprolegniales, Saprolegniaceae. The transcript is spliced from 2 exons. The coding region runs from base 1 to 285 and encodes 94 amino acids.